Messenger RNA from Uncinocarpus reesii 1704, 333 nucleotides. RefSeq lists its product as uncharacterized. The record is from RefSeq and is a predicted model, not a curated record. Bases 1 to 333 code for a protein of 110 amino acids. Lineage: Eukaryota; Fungi; Ascomycota; Eurotiomycetes; Onygenales; Onygenaceae. The transcript has 2 exons.
AUGGCUCGCGGCAACGUCGACGUAUACAAGGUCUUCUACAAAGGCGACAAUGACGACUUUAUCGUCUUCGUGGAAGAUGUCGCGGCGGUGCGAAACUGGAAAAAGGACCGCUCGAUUCCACUGGCACAGGUGGUGAACGGGUUCAAGGUUUUCGUGACACAUCGACAAGGGGCGCAGGGAAUACAUGAUGGGGCUAGCAAGGCGAUACUGGAGUGCGAAUUUGGGACGUCGGAUGUAGAAGAGGCUAUUGCAAAGAUACUGGAGAGGGGAGAGAUACAGGAGAGCGAGGUGAGUCUUGCCGUCCCCAGGUUUAUUAAGUUACUCUUUGGCUAA